Messenger RNA from Colletotrichum karsti, 2175 nucleotides. RefSeq lists its product as uncharacterized. Bases 1 to 2175 code for a protein of 724 amino acids. Gene Ontology annotation, cellular component: nucleolus; 90S preribosome; preribosome, small subunit precursor. Gene Ontology annotation, molecular function: RNA binding. NCBI's taxonomy places the organism in Eukaryota, Fungi, Ascomycota, Sordariomycetes, Glomerellales, Glomerellaceae. Gene Ontology annotation, biological process: endonucleolytic cleavage to generate mature 5'-end of SSU-rRNA from (SSU-rRNA, 5.8S rRNA, LSU-rRNA); endonucleolytic cleavage in 5'-ETS of tricistronic rRNA transcript (SSU-rRNA, 5.8S rRNA, LSU-rRNA); ribosomal small subunit export from nucleus. The record is from RefSeq and is a predicted model, not a curated record. The transcript has a single exon.
AUGCCUAAGCCCAGAACAAAACGACAAGCGAUUCGCGACGAGCGAAAGCAGAAGAGGAGGGAGACCCACGAGGCCAACUUCGAAGAACGGCGAGCCAAGCGCAGACGCACCGAAGACGAGACCGAAGAAAACGCGGAGCCUGCCAACGACUACGAGAAUGACGGCGAGCAACAGCAGUCGUUCCCCAGCAAUGGCCCCGAGAGAGAGUUUUUCGGCAUGCUCGCCGACGAGGAGCAGGAAUACUUCCGCCGCGCCGACGAACUUCUCGAGUUGAACCAAUUCCCUACCACGGAAGAGCGCGACGUCUUUCUGCAGAACAUCUACAAGGAGGCCCAGGGCAAGGAGCUCAAGCUCGCUAGCAGUCAAUCGCUGUCGCGUUUGAUGGAGCGCUUGAUCUUGCUUUCGAAUAUCAAGCAGAAGAAGCAGAUCUUCAAUGCUUUUGCAGGCCACUUCCUGUCGCUUGUUCAGCACCGAUUCGCCAGUCACUGCUGCGAAACACUGUUCUUGCAGUCUGCCCCGGUCGUUACACAGGAGCUGGGUGGUAUUGUUCCCGAAACGCAGGAUGAGGAUGAUACGGAGAUGCAGGAUGGCGAGGAAGCAAAGGAGGACACGACUAUGGAGAAUCUUUUCCUCAUGACAUUGGACGAGUUCGAGCAACACAUGGGCUUCCUGCUCACUGACCGAUUCGGAUCCCACACCCUGCGAGUGCUCCUCGUUGUCCUCUCUGGUCGCCCGUUGGAGGACUCAGCAACAAAGUCGCUGCUGAAGAGCAAGAAGAAGGAGCACAUCUCUGUCGCGGGAGCCGGUGCUGCUUCUCAAGAUCUCAGCCAAGGGCUCAGAGCCGUCCCCGAGUCCUUCAUAAUGGCAACAAAGAAGAUCAUCCAGGAUGCCGUCGCCGGCAUGGACUUCACCGCUUUGCGUGUUCUCGCCAAGCACCCAACCGGCAACCCUCUCCUGCAGCUCCUGCUGGAGCUCGACAUCUCCCUCAACCACAAGAGCGACAAGUCUUCGGCAGCGGCAAGCAAUGAGACUCUGCUGUACAGGCUCUUGCCUGACGCCCCGAAGUCCCUCAGCGACAGCACCUCGCAAGCGGCGGACUUCGUCAACAGUAUGGUCUACGAUCAGAUCGGUUCCCGUCUUCUCGAGACCCUCAUCACGCACUGUCCCGGCAAGAUCUUCAAGGCCCUGUCGCAGAACUUCUUCGGCGAGCGCAUCGCGACGUACGUCCGCAACGACAUUGCCUCGUACCCUGCUCUCCGUGUCCUCAACCGUGUCAGCAAGGAUGACCUUGUCGAGGCCGUCCAGAAGAUCAUUCCGAUUGUCCCGACCCUGGUUUCCAAGGCCCGCUACAACGUCCUCAAGACCCUCUUCGAGCGUUGCGAGGCCCGUGGUGCCUACGAGGAGAAGGCUGCUCUCACCAGGGCGCUGACCCAAGCACUCGGGUCCGACCCCAAGGACCUCGUGCCUAAGCUCUGCCAUUUGGUCGAGGAGGAGCCCGUUGAAGAGGAGAAGUUCCAACAGUCACAGGCUCCCCAGAACAAGAACGCCAUCGCCGCACACGGCGCACACCUCGUGUCAGCCAUGCUCAGCAUCCCCGGUCAAUCUGCGAAGGUCGCCCAGAAGUCCCUCACCUCCCUCACCUCCGACCUCCUCUUCAAGCUCGCGACACAAUCCAUGGCGACCGUGAACGUCCUCACAACAGCACUCGCCAGCCCUGCCGCGCAGCAAAACGAGUUCUUCCACAAGAUCCUCAUCGGCGCCCUCGCCCCGCUCGUCGGCGACUUGGCAGAGUCUCAGACCGGCCACAACGUGGUCAACGCCAUCGUCGACGUCCCCUCGCGCGGCAAGGACCGCUCGGUGCCGUUCCACCUCAAGCAGACCAUCAUGUCUUCGCUGGCGGAGCACGAGCGGGCGCUGCGCGAGUCGUGGUUCGGACGCAGCGUGUGGCGCACGUGGAAGGGUGACAUGUGGAAGACGAGGCGGUCGGACUGGGUCAAGUGGGCGAAGGAGGUCGACGGCCCUGCGGAGGAGAUGAAGCUGAAGCCGUGGGAGAGGAGGAAGCUGGAGCAGCAGCGAAUGGGGCAGGUCAAGCCGCAGCAAAAGGAGAGGAAAGAGAGGGUUGAGGCGGAGGCUGAGGCAGAAGCAGAGGCGGAGGUCGAAGCGAACGGGGAAUAA